CCGGCAGCAGAGCAGAGAAUCAAAGAUCGGAAUGGGAAACCGCGCCCGCUUUUCUGGACGCUCUUUUCACCCCAGGGAUUCCACGGUUUUUUAAAGACUCCGAUCCUGCAGGCGAGUAGCGGCGAGGUGCCGGUCUUCACCCACGAACGACGGGGUCGAUACAAGUAGCGGCAGCCCUGUGUGGCUGUGUACUUCCUGAUCAUCAUCAGACUUAGACACAACACAACAGCAACUGCCAGUCGCCCUCUUCUCCUCCUGUCGUUCGCGUCCUGUCCUUGUGUUUCUUGCUGCGCGCGUGUGUGUGUGUGUCGAUGGGGAGGACGCCGUGCUGCGAAAGGGCGGCGGUGAAGAGGGGGCCGUGGUCGCCGGAGGAGGACGACGCGCUCCGCGACUACAUGCGCCGCUACGGCAACAACGGCAGCUGGAUCACCCUCCCGCACAGAGCCGGUCUGCGGCGGUGCGGCAAGAGCUGCCGCCUCCGCUGGCUCAACUACCUCCGCCCCGACAUCCGCCACGGCGGCUUCACCGACGAGGAGGACGCGCUCAUCUACUCACUCUACAGCCAGAACGGAAGCAAGUGGUCGCUCAUCGCGUCCAAGCUGGAGCGGCGCACGGACAACGACGUCAAGAACCACUGGAACACCAAGCUCAAGAAGCGCCUCGCCGCCGCCUCGGCCGCGGCCGCGGCCACCUUCUCCUCCUCCCGCACCGACUCCAUCCUGCCGCUGCCGGCCCCGACACCUGCGCCCACGCACGCGCACCCGCACCCGCACCCGUCGCCGCUGCUCUCCUUCUCCAUGCCGACCGUCAAGGCCGAGACGUACACCUACGACGGCGGCGACUUCCUGGCGCCGGCCGCGGCGCUGCACGACCCGUUCGCCGCCGCCGAGGGCUCCACGUCGGCCGCGUCAUCGGGGUCCAACUGGUCGGCGGUCGACAACGGCCCGGCCGACGGCGGCGGCUUCUUCGCCGACUUCUGCACCGCCGCCGCCUCCGACCUCGACGCCGCCGACCAGUUCCUCACCGGCUUCUACUACCCUCUCGAUCCCACCGUCUCCCUAGUGUAGCCGAUCGCUACUACCUGUUCUCAAAGUUGCGGUAGAUCAAUGCGCCACACGCCUACCUGCGUGCGCGUGUUCUAGGUGUUCGUCCCAUCGCCGUUUCCAUGCCGUGUCUUGGUCAGAGAAUUUCAGUGCAAACUUUGAAUUGCUAUACUAUCAGACAAGGAAGAGCUACUUUCAAUCUUCUUCUAUAUGGUUUGAA
Molecule: messenger RNA, 1263 nt
Organism: Lolium perenne
Lineage: Eukaryota; Viridiplantae; Streptophyta; Magnoliopsida; Poales; Poaceae
Source: RefSeq, a predicted model, not a curated record